CCCUAAACCUAGUUGAUCAAUAGCAGCCGCCACUCCCUCCUUCUACUGUUGGCGCCGCACCACCGGUUUCACUCACCUCCACCAUCUCCGGCGUCGCCAACUCCAUGUUACCGCCACCGUGAAGCCGUAGUGAGCCGCCAAGCGUGCUGAGCACCAUCAGUGAUGUUUGCAGCCGACAGACAAGUGAUUCAAGGCCGAUGUCGGGGCCAUUGUGCCUCUAUCGUCUCUGGUAAUGGCGCACCCUUAUCUCUCCACUUCUCCAGCUGCCAUGGCAGCGGGUGACCGGUGGAUGGACGUUUGGACAGAAGAGGCAUUGCUCGAUUCCGCCGCCACCGUCAAGCAACUAUUUCAGGCACUCCGGUUUCCCUCCGCCACACUUUUCCACUGUUGCCUAGCGAACCGACGUCAACCGACAUCGUUGCCGCCUGUGGUUGCUGCCACUGCCAUCUCCCGUCGCCACCAGGUGGUGGCUGAAUCCGUUUGCAAGAAUCUAGCGUGGUUGGGUGUGAUAUUUAGUGUGUGUGUGUGUACGUGUGUUUUAAUAGGUAAGGGGUUCUAUGGCCGGAAUUCGUGA
Molecule: messenger RNA, 574 nt
Organism: Lactuca virosa
Lineage: Eukaryota; Viridiplantae; Streptophyta; Magnoliopsida; Asterales; Asteraceae
Source: the annotation of a GenBank genome assembly